CAGGUCAGGAGCUGCCGUUGCCAUGGCAAUGUGAAAAUCUGCCCAGAAUUUGGCUUCUACAUGGCUUCAAAGAACUGCAAAUUAUGAGAAAACCGUUACUUCUUUUCAAAAACCGAAAAGACCGUGACAGACACCGAAGCCAGAAGUUUCUUAUUUUAUUCAGAUAAUCCUUAACAUGAGUGAGUAAGCUCAGUGCGAAGACAGAGUGAGAUUCUUUUGAAAAAAAAAAAGUCAAAGUUACAUUUUAUGAAUCCCAACAGCUAUGUCUACAUUUUGAGAAAGAAUUAUUUGUCUCCUUUUUACGGUUUGGCCGUGAGUUCGAGUUAAAAAUAAAAAUAAAGGUUGUUGACGCUGUCACUCUAACUUUGAAGAAAAAGUGAUUCCCACUCCUCCUUUGAGUGCUCAUAGUUUGAAAAGUUUACAUGUUAUGUAAAAACAGUUCCUGUGUUUUUGAGAGAGCAGAAGUUUUCCUCCGUUUUAUAGUUUGAAUCACAUUUCUACGUGCAGGUAUGAGAGAGCUGGGUGACUCAGAAAAAAGGUGAAAUUUUGUAGAAAAAAGGUGAAAUUUUGUUGAAAAAAGGUGAAAUUUUGUGGGUUUCUAAAGAAAAUUCCAAUGCAUUAUUUAUUCCCAGUAUUUUGGGAAUAACUUUGGGAAAAAUUGGAAUUUUAACACCAAAAGUCAUAGCACCUCUUUCGGGAUCAAGACGCACGUUUUGAUGUAUAUAUUACCGGGGUUUUCUCAAAGCUGCGGGACGAGUUACGUACCAAAAUUUGGCGGAAGAAUAAUAAUAAGCCCGAAGGAAUAUUAAUAGAUGCUCCGCCCCGAGGCACUCCUCUCAGCUAUUCUAGCUGUAAAGGAGUGCCUCGGAGGCACUAAUUAGACUAUAAUUAUCAUACUUAAAAUACAUGGUCCAAAAUGAUGCCAUUUGAUUUUAUGUCAAAGCAUAAUUCUUUGAACAAUGAUUUAUAUGCUUUUCUAAAAACUUACUCUGUGAAUCAAAAUCUAGGUGGGGUCCUCAACAUCUCUCUGAAUUUUGAUGGAAGAAUUAGGCCAAAUUAUUGCCACACAAAUACAUUAAUACACUCAUCAACAUAUAGAGUGUAUUGUUUUAUCUGACUUAAUUUGUUUUCACGUUGUAAUUGAAUACACUCAUGCGAUUUAAUGCACUUAAUUUAUUUAUUAUGUUUGAUUAUCAUUAUUUUUUUAUUAUCACGAUUAGAUAUUUUUAUGCUUGAAAUGAACAUCAUCUAAUUUUGUAACAUGACUUGAACAUUGUCUGUUUUGUUUUAAGUGGGACUUUUGUGCACUGAUGAUGUUAGGUUCAUUUUAUAAAAUCAAAACACUGUAUCUUUCAUAUAGCUCAGUUGAGUAUUUAAUACUGAGAUGAUUCCGUAUCAUUUAUUUGUAUUUUCUAUCAAUAUUUUUUAUUACAGUAUGAUGAAUUUGAAGUAUAUUUGAGAAAAUCUUGGUACUGGCAUAUUAACUUCUUGGUUUUAUAGCCAGUAAGGAUAUACAAGAUUAAAAAUGCAUUUUUAUGAUAUGAAUAUGAUAUAAUAACUAAACAUCAUAUUUUUCCAUUUCAUACUGUGAGCAAAAGCAAGCUCAUUUGUCCCAGUUGUCUGCAGGGAAGAUGGUGUAACAGGUGUUGGUAGGACCAAUUGCCGCACAAGUCACCAGAACAAUCUGGCAAUGAGUGAAAGAACCAGGGAUGCAUAUAUACUGGCUUAAUGAGUGAUGAGAUGCAGCUGGGAACCGAAGGUGGAGCUGAUGAGGUAAGUGUGGCCGGCCAGUGGGAGUGAGACGGAGGCGGGGCAGAUGGAAAAUUACUGGAGGUGAAGGCCGCGCAGGCUGUGACAGGUGGACCUAUUAUUCACACUGAAAUACUCUCUCCUUGUCACACCACACCAGGAAUGUGUCAAACCAAAUCUACAUGUGAAAACAGAUAUAGGAUAUUAUGCUUUUCUGGAUAAUGACUACAUCAUGUAUUAACCCAUGUAAGCUUAAAACAUUUUUACUGCACUGGCCAAUCAUUGCGGUUUUUGUUUUUGUGUGCACACCCACUGUUUUUUUUCUGCUCAACAUUGUGAUGUUCUGAUGAACUACACAAUCACAAUAUUGGACACUGUUAUAUUAUAAACCCACUGUUAUAUAAUAUAUUGUUAAACUGGACCAGAUGGUCAGGCUCCUGUGUUGCACAAAGUAAAGUUGGGUGUGAUCAGUGAGGGGAGUGCCUUAAAAAAAUAAGGCACUCCCGUCACAAAGGUAUCAGUUUCCCCCUCCCAUAUGUCUGCAUUCACAGUUUCCUCAUUUCUGAUAGCACUCCCCUUACGGAUUCUGUAGAAAUAGGAAGUCAACUGCAGUGCAGGAUACUUAUCAGUGACACCCCAGACACAACAUUUACUGCAGGCAGAAAUACCCUCAAAUUUGAUCAACUCAACAAGGAACAAGCCUGUCUUGCGUGCUGCAACAUUGUAAUGGUUAGCCCUCCAAGGAUAGACUAUCUGUAUAAGAACAGACGCAGUAGACGGAAUCACAGGGAUGUCUACACCUUUCAAGAGGCAUGUAUGGACAAGUUUUAGUACCUAGGAUGUAUCCCGGAUUUACUGUUAAGGGUGUGGCUGUGGAUGGUUUUCUGCUGGAUGGCUUCUGCUGUUCUUUUUUGCUGAAGGGCUGUGAAUAACCUGCCACUCUGCCACGUUUAACUGGACUCUACAGGAAAUUCAGCACUGUCAGUCACAUGCCAGUGGGGGGCACAGUUUGACAACAUAUAUAACAACAUAUAUAAAAGGAAGUACUGUUAUUGCUUUAUUAUUCAUAGUUGUAAUGCUACUGAGAACAUUCAGCCAAUAAUUAAGUAAUUUUCCUUUCAACACUUGUUUGUGUUUUGUUUGUCUUUGUAUAUAAAUGAACAUCAUUCUAAAAGUACUCAGAGAUAACAUACAAAUUAUAGUAACUAAUAGUAUUGGCAACAUAUAUUGACACACAAGACUACACUUUUAACUAUAUAAGUCACUAGAUAGUGGCUAACGGAAGAGGAAACACACAAAAAAAUAUCAUGAAUUGUCAACAACAGGUGCGAGUCCCAAUCUGAUCAAGGAAGCUGCUCAAAGAAAAGAAAAACCUGUCCAGUUGCUCGUGUUUGGGAAACCUUGGAUUUGCAAAGAGAAAUGCAGGUAGCAGAGCCACACCAGAGCUGUUGAGUUUACAGUACGCAUCUUCACGGGCAGCAAAAAUGCUGAAAAAAUUCUUACAGUUAGUGGUACUUUUUGCUUUCCUCAGUCUAGCAUGUUCUGUUGUGCUGUUGUUGUACAGGAAAAAAAGAACUUUAACUUACAUUUUCAACAAAGAGGAAAGUAGAAAUGAGGUACUUUCCCAGUUGGAAAAAGAACGUGUUCAAGAGCUGUGGGAAUUGAAGGAUAAACCCCCUAAAGCCAGCGAAGAGAAGACACAGAACGAAACUUUGAAACUCUGCCCCGACUACCCUCCAAAACUUGUGGGUCCUCUUUUGGUGGAGUUUAAUUAUAAACGAACUAUGGAGGAGUUGAGACAGGACCUCAGUUCUCUUGUUCAGCUGGGAGGACGCUACAAGCCACCAGAAUGUAUCACCAAACAUAAGGUGGCAAUCAUCAUCCCAUUCCGAAAUCGACAUGAGCACCUAAAGCACUGGCUGUACUACCUCCAUCCUAUACUGAUGCGUCAACAGUUGGACUACGGUGUAUAUGUCAUCAACCAGGAUGGAGAGGGAGUGUUCAACCGGGCUAAACUGCUAAAUGUAGGCUUUGCUGAAGCACUGAAGGAGUAUGAUUAUGAGUGCUUUGUCUUCUCUGAUGUAGACCUGGUUCCCAUGGAUGACCGUAACCUUUAUAGAUGUUUUGACAAUCCCCGACACCUGGCUGUGGCUAUGGACAAAUUUGGCUUCCGGUUACCCUAUAAUACCUACUUUGGUGGAGUUGCCUCAUUGUCCAAGGACAAAUUCUUAAAGAUUAAUGGCUUCCCAAACACUUACUGGGGCUGGGGUGGUGAGGACGAUGAUAUCUAUAGCCGAAUUACCUACCGUGGAAUGUCCGUUUCUCGGCCGGACUUGGUGAGAGGAAAGUACAGAAUGAUCAGACAUGAAAGAGACUUGCACAAUGAACCUAAUCCAGUGAAUCCUGACAAACUGCACCAAACCCAGUGGACUAUGGAUGUAGAUGGGAUUAAUACCCUUAAAUACACAGUUAAGGAGAUUGUGAAGAAUACACUGUAUACUUUUAUCACUGUGGAUAUUCAAGCUCCACUAAAAUGAAUGAGGAUGAAGCCUGUAGAUCCUGAACUGGUGUUGACUACUGAUUCAUCUGCGUCUCAAUCUCAGGAUUCAAACAAAAAGUGGGUUGUACCCUAUUUUGUCUUGGUUAAUUAAUCUAGACCAGAUAUAUGUAUUUGUGUAAGGUUAAUUAUGCAUACCUGUUGGCAUAUGUGUGUGUUCUGUGCAGUCCAUACUGACGUGAUGAUUGUGUCUAUAUUUUGUGAAUUUUACAAUUUUUUUUUUUAAAUGUGCAUAGGCACUGAACAACUGUACUGAAAUGUAUGACCACAGUGGCCCAACAAUUGCCAAUCACAGAACGACUAAUAAAAUACAUUAAUUGUGCAUUUGCUCAGUGAAUCUGGGCAUGCAAGCUGCACUAUCAAUAACGAGUGUGUGUGUGUGUGUGUGUUUGUGUGUGUGUGUGUGUGUGUGUGUGUGUGUUUAUUUGUAUAAAUCUUUUACUGCACCAGUUCAGCUCCAAUCACAUCUCUGUGAGCAUAGAGACCCAACACUCUCCCAUCCUCUUUCCUGCCCAGCCCCCUUUUUUCAUUGGUUGACCUAGUGGAGUUACUAUGGGAACGACUGUAGAGAGGCUGCCAUGCAGAAUAUGGGGUACAGCCUGUGAAUGGUGCUCAAGGCUCCAUCAUACACACACACAUGCACAUUUAUCAAGGCAAGAAAACUCUACCUACAAUUAAGAUUAUUAUUGUUUUUUAGAAAUAUUAUGACCUGAGUUUUCCACCAGUAGCAUCUGUAAUUUAAGGGGUUCUUCUUUGGAGGGUUUAUUUAAUUGGGCUUUCUCUUUUUUCAACAUAAAGUGUGUUGCUAUGGUUUAUUUCCAUAUUAUCUUCUAUAAUAGAUAACUUGACUGCUGUACUACUGUGCUUUAGGCCUAUGGUAAACAAUAAAUACCUCAUAAUUUUAUCAUCUUUUUAACCAAGAAAUUAAUAUGAUAGUUUAAGUCAAUGAAAUGUCAAAGUUUUAAGGAGCUGUAGUUGAAUAGUAACACAAUAUAGCUUUGUUAAAAUAACAAACAACAAUAUUUUCCCUGACUUAAACAGCAGCAGAUACCAAUUUAACUUAGAGUAUGGACUAAACAAUCUUAGAAUCAUGAUUUAGCUUUUCAUAAAGACUGCUGAAAGAAACUAGCUAGUUACAAUACACUGAUAGUUGAUUAUGUACAAAAUAGUAUAUAAUUCUGAUAAUAAUAAUGUAAGUAAAAGGUCAUGUAAAUGUUAUCUAAUGUAAAUAUAAGCACUCACACACAUUAUACCAUUUUUACCCUAUUAAAGACAGGCUUUGUAAUAUUUGAACAAAUUAAAUUACAUUAAAUUAAAAGUUUAGGCAAAAAAACAUCAAUGCACCCGAGUUUUCCUCCUACUGCUGUGUAGGACUGUAACUGUAGUGUAUGGUGGUUUAUGUUAUAAAACUUUAAAUAGAUAUUGCUCUGUAACUGACCUUAGCAAGUCAGUGUGCUGACUUAAUGUCUCUUCUUGUGCCUCUAUUACACUACGUUUUAGCAUACCAUUUCCUCAUUAUUGCUGUUCAUCAAAAGUUGCAUAGCUAGUCAAAAGCUUCAUUUGAGAGAACUGAAGCCAGACAAACCCAUAGUCACAUCUCAAGGAAUGUUGUUCGUUCAGUUUUUUUUCUUUGCAUUUGGUCUUCAUUUCCUUUCUGUCUUUGGUGGUUUGUACAAGAACUCUGUUGUUCUAGCAAACUAAACGCUCCCUGUCAUGGACUCUUGCCAGAUUUAUGCACCAAAACAAACACACACAGUGAUGAACAUGGCUAACAAUGAGUGUCUACAUCCAGCACCGAAGCAGCAGCAGAUUAAUGAUGAGAUCAGCACACACACACACAUGCGCACAUCAGCACACACCAUUCUCACUGUCAGCAUCACUAGCUUUCAUCUGGUAGGCUGGCAAAAGUGAGUGUUAUGGUCUUACAUAAGGCCUCAGCGUGCAGAAACAGAGAGAGAGAGGGCGCUGGGGGGGGGGGGGGGGGGGCGGUUGCUGCACCAUUACAAAGGGGAUUCGCACUGCACCAAAUCCUCCUCCCACUACACAUGCAUGCGCACCCACAACACAACAACAUAUGAUCUUUUUCUAGCAACAUGUGUCUUCCUCGUAACAAUGGGAACACUCCCUUUCAUCAAUAUUCUGGACACACAGACACACACACAGGCUCCAUAUUCACAUGAAUCAGCUCUGCCUCAGCUGGCUCUCUUUGUUAUCAUGCUGGCUGUUUGUCCCCACCGCUACAUGUCUUUCCCCAGGAGAGACAAACAGCAAACAAUGACACAUCCAUCUGGCUUUCAUUUCAGCAAUCAAUAAAAUGUAUUGAUAACCUAUAACUCAUAAGCCAAGCAGACCUCUUUGCAAGUUCGACACCAAAACAAAAAUGCCACACACUGCACAUCAACAAAAAGCAUCUCUGUUUCUCACCAUCUCUCCCAUCCAACCUACCCCUUGGGGAUUUAAGCCACCAGGACGUGGAGG
Molecule: messenger RNA, 6784 nt
Organism: Seriola aureovittata
Lineage: Eukaryota; Metazoa; Chordata; Actinopteri; Carangiformes; Carangidae
Product: beta-1,4-galactosyltransferase 1-like
Exons: 2
Coding region: 3234-4286 (350 amino acids)
Biological process (GO): protein N-linked glycosylation; carbohydrate metabolic process
Molecular function (GO): cytoskeletal protein binding; beta-N-acetylglucosaminylglycopeptide beta-1,4-galactosyltransferase activity
Source: RefSeq, a predicted model, not a curated record